Messenger RNA from Alligator sinensis (Chinese alligator), 1321 nucleotides. RefSeq names its product amelogenin X-linked (gene AMELX). NCBI's taxonomy places the organism in Eukaryota, Metazoa, Chordata, Crocodylia, Alligatoridae. The coding region runs from base 576 to 1175 and encodes 199 amino acids. The record is from RefSeq and is a predicted model, not a curated record. The transcript has 7 exons. Gene Ontology annotation, biological process: multicellular organism development.
CGGAGCUGGCAUGUUGCGCUGUGCCCGAGGUGUGGUGUUUUAAAAGCAGCCUCUCCCUCUGGAUUGGAGGAGAGGCAUUCAGCGGAGCUAUUUAGGGCCCCGGUAAGGGGCAGAGCAAGGAAGACAUCACCAGAUUGUGGUGCACUCUCACAUAUCCAGAAACUGGGAGUGAAAGAGUCUUCCAGCAGGCAGGAGUUACAAGCCUGCAAGCAGAGAGUGGCCAGGGGGCCAGUGAAUUGUUCAAAGGAGUCAUCGUAAGAAGGGAAGGUGGAUCCCUAGAGAGGCUUCAGGAGAAGCCAGUGUCCAGCUACUGAUUUCUGGCAAAUGGACUGCAAUGAUCCCAAACAGCAGCCCUACACCACACAAAAAAGCAAGGAAAAUUGAUGAUGUAUUCUGAUGGCUGAAACUUCAUGACUAGAGAGAUUUUUUUCUGGGUGCUGAUUGGCUGUUGAAGAUAGGAAAAUAGUUUAAAUAGUGCAGAGUAUGAGGCAUUCAAAGGUAUCAAGACUAACAGACCUUGCACCCUACAGAGAAUUUAUCUGGAGUACUUCUACAGGUACUAUAUUUCGAGAAAGAUGGAGGGCUGGAUGUUGAUCACUUGCCUACUAGGUGCAACAUUUGCUAUACCAUUGCCUCCCCAUCCACAUCAUCCUGGUUAUGUCAACUUCAGUUAUGAGGUGUUAACACCUUUGAAAUGGUACCAGAGCCUGAUGAGACAACCGUAUUCAUCCUAUGGGUAUGAACCAAUGGGAGGAUGGCUACACCAGCCAAUGUUACCAAUAGCCCAACAGCAUCCACCCAUCCAGACUCUCACACCUCACCACCAGAUCCCCUUCCUGUCACCCCAGCAUCCGCUGAUGCAAAUGCCAGGUCCACAUCAAAUGAUGCCUAUACCACAGCAACAACCAAGCCUACAAAUGCCAGUCCAAGAGCCAGUCCAACCACAGGCAGGUGAACAUCCAAGCCCACCACUGCAGCCCCAACAACCUGGGCAUCCGAAUCCACCGAUGCAGCCUCAGCUACCUGGGAGUCCACACCCACCAAUGCAGCCCCAGCAGCCUGGGAUUCCAAACCCACCAAUGUACCCAAUGCAGCCAUUGCCACCACUGCUGCCGGACAUGCCACUAGAACCAUGGCGGCCAAUGGACAAGACCAAGCAAGAGGAAAUAGAUUAAAGAAACCAGGAAAUCAGAAAAGAGAGAAAGUAUUCUAGGCAUUCUCACUUGCUUUCAAGAAUCCAUCAUUCCACUGGAGUCAGUGGUAUGUCCUUCCAUUAACUCUUCUUAUUAGUGAACGCUAUAGCUAAAGAAAAACAAAAACA